Lotus japonicus is the source of this 1083-nucleotide messenger RNA. RefSeq lists its product as uncharacterized. The record is from RefSeq and is a predicted model, not a curated record. Lineage: Eukaryota; Viridiplantae; Streptophyta; Magnoliopsida; Fabales; Fabaceae. The transcript has 3 exons. The coding region runs from base 1 to 1083 and encodes 360 amino acids.
AUGGUAGAAGAACUCGCCGCUCAGGUCUCUCAUUGUCGCUGCCCGUUGAGAUCAUCCUCUGACGAUUACUCAAGCUGGUUCGAGAAGGAAGACGAAGUUUUUGGAAAUCUUUGGGGGUUGGGGAAAGAACUUGGUGUCACUCAUCUUGGGGAUGAAGAGUCCUUGAUUGGUAGAAUUCAGGGAAAGGAAAAGAGGGAUGCAGAAGAAUUAGCAGCUAAUGCUAAUAUAAGGAGGGAAGAGACAGAGCGUAGAUGGAUCUUUUCUAGCUCUGAUCCUUACCGUAGAGACAGGGAGGAGUUUAAUAGUUUCAUUGAUGAUGCGGAACUUUUAGACUUACCUCUAGUAGGGAGAAGGUUUACUUGGUUUCGUCCAAAUGGGCAAGCGAUGAGUAGGUUGGAUAGAGCACUUGUGUCCAUGGAAUGGAUGGAGGCGUGGCCAAACUGUUUUUUACAUGUGUUGAGUAGAGAAAUUUCUGAUCAUUGCCCCUUGAUCCUUAAGUCCUCUAAUCACAAUUGGAGUCUCAAACUUUUCCGGACUCUUAAUGGCUGGCUCCAAGACUCUAGAUUCAAACCCUUCGUGGAAAAAGAGUGGAACGAUCUCCACUUUCAAGGUUGGGGGGCUUUCAUCUUUAAAGAGAAACUAAAAGCCUUGAAGGCUAGCUUGAAGACGUGGAAUGCAGACGUCUUUGGAGAUUUGGUAACUCAAAAGAACUCCCUAACUAGUAAGCUGGCAGAUUUGGAUAAAAAAGCGGAGGAGGUGGGGCUGUCGGAGGAAGAGAAAAAGGAAAGGCAGGUCGCACAAUCAGAGUUUUGGAAAAUUGCUAGACUUAAUGAGUCUCUCCUCUUUCAAAAGGCUAGACAAAGAUGGGUCAAGGAGGGGGAUUCUAACUCGAAAUACUUUCAUUCCCUUAUUCGCUGGAAAAGGAGGAAAAAUGAUAUUGUGGGGCUCAACUUAGAAGGUGUGUGGUAUGAAGAACCAACAGAGAUCAAGCUCAAAGUAACAGAUUUCUUUGAAAGGAAGUUUAGCGUGAAUACUGAGGAGGCGCCAAAACUAGAUGGGAUUGGGUUUAACCUACUAUCUUAA